Messenger RNA from Colius striatus (speckled mousebird), 2230 nucleotides. It is a transcript of the gene WRNIP1, whose product is annotated as WRN helicase interacting protein 1. Gene Ontology annotation, cellular component: nucleus. Gene Ontology annotation, molecular function: enzyme activator activity; single-stranded DNA helicase activity; ATP binding. The record is from RefSeq and is a predicted model, not a curated record. Gene Ontology annotation, biological process: regulation of DNA repair; DNA repair; DNA-templated DNA replication. NCBI's taxonomy places the organism in Eukaryota, Metazoa, Chordata, Aves, Coliiformes, Coliidae. The transcript has 7 exons. Bases 29 to 1753 code for a protein of 574 amino acids.
CUCGCCUCACAGCCCGCGGCGGGAGCUGAUGGAGGGCCCCGGAGAGGAGCCGCUGGUGCAGUGCCCCGUGUGCCUGCGGGAGCUGCCGGGCGCGCACAUCAACUCGCACCUGGACCGGUGCUUGCAGGCCGGGCAGGGCGAGGCGGAGCCGGGCUCAUCGCCCCCCUGCAAGCGGCAGCGCCACGCCGCCGCCCCGCCAGGCAGCCCGGCGGAGGGGGAGUCGAAGGAGGCCCGGCCGCCCGCCGCUUCGCCCGUCUUCUCUCUCUUCCAAAAGGGCCGCGGCGGCGGGCAGAGCCCGGGAGCCCCCGGCAGGAGGAGCGGGGCGGGGCGGGAGGAGGCUGCCGCGCAGCCGGAGGAUGAAGGCUCGGCGGCGGGCGGCAGGGCGCCGCGGCGCGAGACGAGCCUGGCACAGAAGCUGGAGGGGAAGCCGCUGGCCGAGCAGCUGCGGCCGGACACGCUGGGGGAUUACGUAGGGCAGGAGCGGGUGCUGGGAGCGCAGACCCUGCUGCGGUCGCUGCUGGAGUCCCAUGAAAUCCCCUCCCUCAUCCUCUGGGGGCCACCGGGCUGCGGCAAGACUACGCUGGCACACAUCAUAGCCAACAGCAGCAAAAAAAAUGGCACGAGGUUUGUGACACUGUCGGCCACAAGUGCCAAGACAAAUGAUGUUCGAGAUGUCAUCAGCCAAGCCCAGAAUGAAAAAAGACUCUUCAAGAGAAAAACCAUCCUCUUUAUUGAUGAGAUCCAUCGUUUCAAUAAAUCUCAGCAGGACACUUUCCUUCCUCACGUCGAGUGUGGGACAGUGACCCUGAUAGGAGCGACCACAGAAAACCCUUCCUUCCAAGUCAAUGCUGCUCUUCUGAGCCGCUGCCGGGUGAUCGUCCUGGAGAAGCUCUCGGUUGAAGCAAUGGAGGCGAUUCUGCUGCGGGCCGUCAGGUCCUUAGGGCUCCAGGUUUUGGGGCAGGGUGAUCAGCACAGCAGCUCUGAGACUGGCAGCAGCAGCGAGAGCUCCGAAUUCCCGGUGUUCAUAGAGGAGAAAGCUGUAAAUACCCUGGCCUAUCUCUGCGAUGGCGAUGCAAGGACUGGGCUGAAUGGACUCCAGUUGGCAGUUCAGGCCAGACUGGCAGCAGGGAAGGCCACUCCUGUGAAUGUUACCAAAGGGGGUUCUGCAGAUGGCAUUCUGAUAACAGAAGAGCAUGUAAAGGAAGGGCUACAGCGAUCUCACAUCCUGUAUGACCGAGCAGGAGAAGAACAUUACAAUUGCAUCUCUGCCCUGCACAAGUCCAUGAGAGGCUCAGAUGAAAACGCUUCCCUUUACUGGCUUGCUCGAAUGCUGGAAGGUGGUGAAGAUCCCCUCUAUGUGGCAAGGAGGCUGGUGAGGUUUGCAAGUGAAGAUAUAGGACUGGCAGAUCCUUUGGCUUUAACACAAGCAGUUGCUGCUUAUCAAGGCUGUCACUUUAUCGGAAUGCCGGAAUGUGAGGUCAUUCUAGCCCAAUGUGUGGUGUAUUUUGCCAGAGCACCCAAGUCCAUCGAGGUGUACAGGGCGUACAGCAAUGUCAAAGAGUGCCUGAGGAUGCACACGGGGCCUCUGCCGCCUGUGCCCCUGCACCUGAGGAACGCCCCGACGAGGCUCAUGAAGAACUUGGGCUACGGGAAAGGCUACAAAUACAACCCCAUGUACAAGGAACCUGUGGAGCAGGAGUAUCUGCCAGAAGAGCUGAAAGGAACAGACUUCUUCAAGGAACAAAAGACGUGAUGGCCUUGCUCCAAAUGCUUUUUCAUUUCACGGCUUGUACAUUUGUACUGGGAUGGAAAUUCCCCUUACAGUUUCAGCUAUCUGUUACCAUGGUUGAAAGUAUGAGCCUUUCAGAUACUUUCUUAUCCUUUCUGGUUUUGCCACUGGUAUUCUGAAGUUCUUUUGUAAAUAAUGGCAGCAGACAGUAUAGAAAUGAAAAAAAUAAGCUUUAUCAAUGUAGCUCUGUCAUCCUCUGAUUCAAAGGAAAUGGAGAAAAAAUAAGAGACUUCAGUUUCUGGCUCUUGCUGUGAGACAAGGAAUAUUAUUAUGCUGCUUUUUAAAAUCAGUAUCUAUUUCAGAUCUUGAGAAUGUUUAUGUUCUGGGAAAAUAGUAAAUUGGACCCAGUCUAUUGAAAUACAGUAAACAAAAUGCAAUUCCAGCGUAACUCUUGUCACAUUAGAGACUAAUUUUGUAAAUAAAGCUGUUAAAAAUAGUGUC